AUCUUGGCAGAGGAGAAAUGCUCACUAACAGGGAUGUAAACAAAUUUGUACACAAAUUUUGAGCGAAAUAAGCUUUUUGUGCGUAUGUAAAAUGUCUUGGCUCUUUUAUUUCAGCUCAUGAGACCAACACAUUACAUGUUGCAUUUAUAUUUUUGUUCGGUAUAGUUUUUAAAUUAAUUUCUGAGUUCUAGUAAACGUUAAUAUUGUGAGAACGCAAGUGGGCGCAGUUUUCUUUUCGAAAGCUACAUUUGGCCUAUUCGACGACAUCCGUCCAUAGCUGUCGUUGGUUUGUCUGUCAGUGUGAUUCCACGUCUGUGAGAAUGGAAGAGAAACCAGACACAGUCGCGUCUUCUCGGGAUGAGAGAAAAGCUAAAGAGAAGGCUGAAAUACUGCAAAGGGAAAUGCAGCGGAAGAGUUUCAAACUGGUAGCUAAGAUCCUGAAGAAGCAGGAGAAUGAGCGGACCCAGGAGGAGUCUGCGGAUCUACUUCUGCACCAGGACACCGUACAGGAGUUGUGUUCGCGGCAGGUCCGCAGGAACGUUCUAAAGAGGAAGCAAGAAGAGGUAUUUGAUGAUACAGAGGACCUGAGGUGUAAAGUGGGACAGUUGGCUGAGGCAGUCAGACAGGCUCAACACCUGGUUAUCUACACUGGAGCCGGGAUCAGUACGGCAGCGUCCAUCCCAGACUACAGGGGACCAAAUGGGGUUUGGACACAGCUACAGAAGGGCAGAGCUGUCAGCUCGUCAGACCUGAGUGAAGCAGAACCUACUCUUACACACAUGUGUAUCAGGAUGCUGCAUGAGGAGAACAUGGUGCAGCACGUAGUGUCUCAGAACUGUGAUGGGCUCCACCUGCGUAGCGGUCUUCCCAGACACACCCUCUCUGAGCUGCACGGCAACAUGUUCAUCGAGGUGUGUACUUCCUGUUCCCCGGUGAGGGAGUUUGUGCGACUCUUUGACGUGACGGAGCGCACCGCGAGGCACCGGCACGGGACGGGGCGGCGGUGCGCCCACUGCGGGGGCGAGCUCAGGGACACCAUCGUACAUUUCGGGGAGAGGGGCAUCCUGGAGCAGCCUCUCAACUGGAGGGGGGCAACAAACGCUGCUGAGAGGGCUGACGUUAUCCUCUGCCUGGGCUCCAGUCUGAAGGUGCUGAAGAAGUAUGGCUGUCUAUGGAGCAUGAAUAGACCUGCUAUCAGGAGACCCAAACUCUAUAUCGUCAAUCUACAGUGGACACCUAAAGACGACCUGGCCACGCUGAAGAUCCAUGGGAAAUGUGACGACGUGAUGCGUCUCCUUAUGGAGGAGCUGAACAUUCAGAUCCCUGCCUACAACCAGACAGAGGACCCUGUACUCAGCUUGGCCACGCCGCUGAGACCAGAAGAGGAGGACAGUUACACUCGUAAACUCAUAGCUCCGCCCGCUAGCGGGGAGGACUGCUCACCAGACUCCCUGGGACAGGGUGGAGGGAAGGACUGCUCACCAGACUCCCUGGGACAGGCUGGAGGAACAGCAGUACAAGGAGGCUGGUUCGGACGAGGAUACUCCAAAGGGAGGAAGAGGAGGAAGAGGAGGAGGACAGUGAUGGUGUAGCAGAAUGUUAAUCAUAGUAGAAAUGUGACACGAUUCUCCAUCUCCUUUUUGUUCUGAUUGGUUGUUUUGAAAUGGACCUUGAUAGUAAGGAAGACGUACCAACAGAAUGAAGUGAGGGAGGGAAGAACCUCACUAAGACGGAGCUGUUUGUGAUGCAGAGUAUUAUGAAGUAUUAUUAUGGUUUCAGAUACUACCUCUUUAAGCCUGAGGGAGCAUCCUAAUAAUCUCUCCUUUCUGGUCGUCACUAGUUACCACAGCCACAAAGUCACAAACCCUGCCUCUUUCCACAAUUUAAAAUGUCAUUUUAACCCUAACCACAAUGCUAACCUUAUGCCUAACCUUAAAUUAUGACCAAAAAUCCCCCCCCCCCAAAAAAAAAAAAUAUAUCAUAUGAUAUAGCCAAUUUUGACUUUGUGGUUGUGCUACCUAGUGGAAACACUUUCUCCUGAAGUGUGCACUUGUUGACUUCCCGUCAUGGAUUUAAAUGAAAAUGACCGGUAUUUGGAAACUCCCUCUGAUGCCUACACUAAUCCAAUGCUUUUAAGUUUGUGGGGAGUAGUGAACACUUCAGGAGGAGAGAAUAUUGGGCUGUAACCUAAGAGUUAUGGUUUUUCAAUUGAAUGGUGCUUUUAUGUAGUUUCAUAGGAGUGGUGUUGUGUUUGUUACAUGCACAGCACCUUACUAACUUUCCUCAGGGUUGCCGUCGGCGAUGCCAUCCUGUUACAGUACAGCACAUUCAUGGCAUUAGUAUCUGUCAUUGGAUUGUGUUAUUGUCAGGCAUUUGGUUUUACAAUAAUGGAAGUGUGAAUUUAGGGUUUGUCCCAAAUGGCAACCUGCUCUCUAUGGGUCCUGUUCAAAAGUAGAACACUACAUGGGGAAGAGGGUACCAUUUGGGAUGGAAUCUCAGUGUUAAAUGUUGUGUUUUCUUGGUGCUACACAUCAGUGUUCUCAUCAAAGAAUAGAAGAGGCGCGUCGCCACCUUGUGGACUGGCUACGCCACUAUGUAAACACUUGACAAAUAAUGUGACUUGUAUUUCUUUUUUUGAAGCAUAAACCAGGUUUCCAUUCAACCGUUUUGUUAUUACAUAUCAAAAUAUGCAAGACGAGGUGGGAUCUUUAUGUCUGUAAAAUGUAUUAUGCAGGAAAUGUCGGUGUAAACGCUUUUAUGAGCAAAUAUUGAUUUAAUAGCCGUCAUAUUAAAGUUAACUUAGUGAGAAGACCA
Molecule: messenger RNA, 2814 nt
Organism: Oncorhynchus keta (chum salmon)
Lineage: Eukaryota; Metazoa; Chordata; Actinopteri; Salmoniformes; Salmonidae
Gene: sirt7
Product: sirtuin 7
Exons: 10
Coding region: 321-1592 (423 amino acids)
Molecular function (GO): NAD+ binding
Source: RefSeq, a predicted model, not a curated record